GCGACAUCCGCCGCCUCACCAAGAAAUCACCGUGCUGCCGCCGACAGCUCCGCCACGCCGUCCGCCCGCUUGUCUCAAUGCUCCGAGUUGACUCGUCCGAGUCACGCGAGUCCGCCCUUCUCGCCUUGCUUAACCUUGCCGUCAAAGAUGAAAAGAACAAAGUUAGCAUUGUAGAAGCAGGUGCAUUAGAACCUAUAGUAAGUUUCCUAAAGUCACAAAAUCCAAACAUGCAAGAAUAUGCAAGUGCAUCAUUGCUCACUCUCUCUGCCUCUGCAACCAACAAACCAAUUAUCACUUCUUCUGGUGCCAUUCCUCUUCUAGUAAAGAUUCUAAGAGAUGGAACACCACAAGCUAAAGCUGAUUCAUUAAUGGCCCUCUCCAAUUUAUCAACACACUCUGAUAACCUCGACAUCAUCCUCGAAACCAAUCCGGUCGCUUCAAUAAUCCGCCUUCUCAAACCAUGCAAGAAAUCUUCGAAAACAGCAGAGAAAUGCUGUGCUUUGGUAGAGUCAUUGGUUGGUUAUGACAAGUGCCGGACUGCGCUAACAUGCGAAGAAGGCGGGGUUCUGGCAAUUGUUGAAGUUCUUGAGAGUGGAACAAAGCAGGGUAAGGAACAUGCUGUUGGAGCAUUAUUGAAAAUGUGCGAGAGUGAUAGGUGUAAAUACAGAGAACCAAUCCUAAGGGAAGGUGUUAUUCCUGGACUUCUUGAACUCACAGUUCAAGGGACGGAAAAGUCUCAGCCAAAAGCACACACCCUUUUGCAAUUACUUAGAGAAUCACCUAAUCCAAGAUCAGAAACUGAGCCUAACACAAUAGAGAACAUAGUUUGCAACCUCAUAUCACAAAUUGAUGGGAAAGAUGACCAAGCUGAUGGUAAAGCUAAGAAGAUGCUGGCAGAGAUGGUCCAAGUCAGCAUGGAAAGAAGUUUGAGACACUUACAACAAAGAGCAGCACUUGUAUCCACCCCAAGUGAUUUAUCUAUUACUAGUUGUGCUUCUCAGGUUUCUUUAAAUUGGUAGUUUUGGGGUUCGGAAUGUUAUUGUUGUGUAUCCUUUGUUCCUAUCUUGUAUCAUAUACGUAUGCACAACAGAAUUUGUUGAUAACUCAAGUUUUUAAGAGGAUUAGAGAUUGGCUUUUAUGCAAAGUUUGUAAAUACUAAAUAAAACGUUGAAAAAAAUGUGUACAUAUACUUAUAUAUAAUAGUGAAUGAUCUUUGUACAAUCUAUUAUUCUUGAG
Arachis ipaensis is the source of this 1236-nucleotide messenger RNA. RefSeq lists its product as uncharacterized. The record is from RefSeq and is a predicted model, not a curated record. Gene Ontology annotation, molecular function: protein binding. Lineage: Eukaryota; Viridiplantae; Streptophyta; Magnoliopsida; Fabales; Fabaceae.